AUGAAGAGGGAUAAGCUUGCUGUUAGAGAAGAGUUGGUCAGUGGGUCACAACUUGAUCUGAACUACUCGAAAUUGUCGAGAUCAAUGGAACCAAGGACAGCUUUCCACUUGACUUCUACAGAGGGUCACUUCCACAUUGUGAAAGAACUUUUGAAAGCUAAAAAUGAGCCAUGCUUGUUUCCCAAUGAAGAAGGCAAAAUUCCUCUGCACUAUGCUAAUAUGAGAGGAAGGAAAGAAGUUGUGCGAGAGUCUCUGAGUUUUCCUCACCAAGGAAAAACUGUAUUUCACUUGUGUGUCACAUACAACUAUCUAGAGACUCUCAAAGCUUUGGUGGAAUUGGAGUCUACCAUUACUGGCCAGCUUCUCAACUUCACAAGCUCUGAUGAUACUGGAAACACCCUUCUCCAUUUUGCUAUCAAGUUGAACCGCGUUGAGGCCGAAAAUGAAGGAUUCGAAGCUGAUAAUCCACAGUCACACCCACCCCCACCACCUACGGAUCGUGCUGUCCCUCCUCAGAAUGAUAAUCGUCCUAUGAAAGCAUAUUGCGAAUCGUAUUAG
Molecule: messenger RNA, 558 nt
Organism: Prosopis cineraria
Lineage: Eukaryota; Viridiplantae; Streptophyta; Magnoliopsida; Fabales; Fabaceae
Product: ankyrin repeat-containing protein At2g01680-like
Exons: 3
Coding region: 1-558 (185 amino acids)
Molecular function (GO): protein binding
Source: RefSeq, a predicted model, not a curated record